Messenger RNA from Oncorhynchus kisutch (coho salmon), 6146 nucleotides. Its product is annotated as terminal nucleotidyltransferase 4B. Gene Ontology annotation, molecular function: poly(A) RNA polymerase activity; mRNA binding. Lineage: Eukaryota; Metazoa; Chordata; Actinopteri; Salmoniformes; Salmonidae. The record is from RefSeq and is a predicted model, not a curated record. Gene Ontology annotation, biological process: RNA 3'-end processing; polyadenylation-dependent ncRNA catabolic process. The transcript is spliced from 12 exons. Gene Ontology annotation, cellular component: nucleolus; TRAMP complex. Bases 358 to 2289 code for a protein of 643 amino acids.
ACUUUCUCCGCCCUUUUCGAAUCACCAUUUCACUCUGUGUGAAUCUGCGGCUGCGCAGUGUCCGCCAUUGAGGACCCACGAUCAGAAGGAAAGGGUCAGAAUCGCUUCUAUAGGCAACCGCGCACGUUUCCUUUAUUCUUGAAUCCAAACUUUGCCAACAUCGCCUACUGUAUAAUAAUAAUAACUGAUAUUCGUUUUAACUCAUGGAUGGCAGAUUUAGAUAUUUUAUAGCAAUUUGAAGUAACCUACCUAGCUAACGUUAGUCCGCUGUGAAGCUUACGAGUGAGGUUAGCUAGCUAGCCACUGUGCUAGUUUUAGCUACGCGAACUGAGCCUGGCUCUGGGGCAGUGUCGUUUGAUGGAUCCAAGAAUCGCGUGGUUUCAGCCAGAACAACGUGGACCAGCCAACAGCCUGUGGAUGCAGAUUUGGGAAACAACUCAAGGACUGGGGAAUCUGUACUUCAAUAACAACUGUAACACGGGUAGUUUGUCAAGCCUCAGUCCGAAAAAGAACAUCAACGGGACAUUGGGUAACGUGAUCUCGUGCAAGAACGGAGCUGUCACUAACAGCGAACCCCGGAACCAGGGAAUGUCCAACUCAACGAAAGACCGAGAUGUAGUCGAACAACGAGACUUUAUUCCGUUGGAAGCUAAUAACAACCACAACAACCGUUCAUCGUUGGGGAGGGGCAGCGCAGGGGGGCAAGUGUGUUCUCGGGUCUCUGGGGUCUCGGGACACCCCAACAAAAGGAAAAGAGACAACAAGGCUAGCACUUAUGGAUUCAACAGUAGCCUCGAUACCGGAGGCUGUGGUUACACGGGAACACCAUGGAAAGUCAAGAACUACUCUGAAGGAAUCUUGGGGCUCCAUGAGGAGAUCAAUGACUUCUACAAGCACAUGUCUCCUCGGGCGGAGGAGGAGAGGAUGAGGAUGGAGGUGGUGGACAGGAUCGAGAGGGUCAUCAAAGACCUGUGGCCCACUGCUGACGUUCAAGUGUUUGGGAGUUUCAGCACGGGCCUCUAUCUGCCAACCAGUGACAUCGAUCUGGUGGUGUUUGGGAACUGGGAAAACCUGCCCCUUUGGACCCUGGAAGAGGCCCUGCGGAAGAAAAACGUGACUGAUGAGAACUCCAUCAAAGUGCUGGACAAGGCCACGGUACCCAUCAUCAAGUUGACAGACUUCCGCACAGAGGUGAAGGUGGACAUCAGCUUCAAUGUGAAGAAUGGAGUCAAAGCUGCCCUUCUCAUCAAAGACUACAAAAAAAAAUACCCAGUGCUUCCGAAGUUGGUUCUGGUGCUGAAGCAGUUCCUGCUCCAGAGGGAUCUGAAUGAGGUUUUCACUGGAGGGAUCGGCUCCUACAGCCUUUUCCUUAUGGCUGUCAGCUUCCUGCAGCUUCACUACAGAGAAGAUGCCUGCAGCCCCAAUGCCAACGUGGGCGUUCUCCUUAUAGAGUUCUUUGAGCUCUAUGGACGCCACUUCAACUACCUGAAGACGGGCAUCCGGAUCAAAGAUGGUGGUAGCUAUGUGGCCAAAGACGAGUUUCAGAAGAACACUGACCUCUACAGGCCCUCCAUGCUCUUCAUUGAGGACCCCCUAGCACCAGAUAACGACGUUGGCCGCAGCUCAUACGGUGUGUUGCAGGUGAAGCAGGCCUUUGACUAUGCCUACGUAGUGCUCAACCACGCCGUAUCGCCCAUCGCCAAGUACUACCCCAACAACGAGUCUGAGAGUAUACUUGGCAGAAUAAUCCGGGUGACCCAGGAAGUGGCUGAAUACAGGGACUGGAUCACCAAGCUCUGGGGACCACAGUCUCAGAAUGAACCUGCCCUGAAUGGAAAUGAUGUCACACUGUUAGUGAAGCCUCAGCAGCUGGACGAGUGCAACAACAACCUGACGGAGGAGGUGACUGCAUCUCGCAGCAAGACCUCCUCCAACUCCUCCUCAUUAGUGUCAUCCUCAUCCUCCACGGUAUCCAGUUCCAGCGACGUUGAUUCUGACGGGACGCCCUGUAAGACAGUGAAGCAGCUGCCUGGACGGGGCUCUAGCGCCCACAGAGAAUCCUCAGGUGGCGUGACCAAUCACAGAAUACAGAGCCACACCACCAGCACUCCUACUGACAACAAGGGGGGCAAGGCCAGGUUGUUCCGCUCGUCCAGUAAAAACACCCACCACGUCCAGCAGAACUCAUCCAACAUCAAGAGCCACCCGAGCAGCAAGCCACACUACCAGGGCAACAGCAAGAAGAGGAAACCUCAGCAGCACUCAGAGGCCCAGGACCUCUGCAGAUAGGGCGGUCUUGGUCUGCUCUGCAACAGACUGACAGACUGACUGUCCCACUUCUGCUGCCAGACCACGUACUGACUGAGUAGUAUUAAGGAUCUUCCUUCUCUCAAGUGACAUGCAUCUUUUUAUAGCUGAAAAAUAACCCAAAAAAAGAGAUUGGAAAUGCUGGGGCUUAGUUCUAGAAAGAAAUGCGUAUUUUCUUCCUUGACAUAUACACGUUCUACAGUGGAGCUACACACCACAUCCAGUACCUACAAAUCUUGCCUUUUACCAUAGCACCAUCUGGUGUUUGAGGAAUAAGUGUCUGGAAAGUCAUGUGGAUUUUUAUGCGCAAUACCUGGAACUUGGCUGGUGAAUAUACUUCAAGAAUUUUUUUUGAUUUUUUUAAAUAAUAAAAUACACAACAAAUGUACAAAAUGUUAUAUUGAAGAAGAAAAAAAUUUACACAGAUUGACAGACUAAAAUGCAAUCUGUAAGUGGAGAUGAUGACUUAAUGUUUUUGUUGAUGGAAGGAUAUUUUUUGGUUGUGUAAGCAGAUUAUACAAAGAUUUGUACAAAAAGAAACAUGCGGAAAAAUCUUUUUGGGUAAAAAUGAUCACAAAUGUACUUUUUACAGGAUAAUACUGAUUAAAAGCAAAUGUAGAUGUGCACAUUUGCCUGCUAAUCUGAGUUGUGGCAGGUUUGGGUUUCAUUGCCAACAUAAAAUCAUCAGCAUUCUAUUUCUACUUGGCUGCUCUCUCUGAAUGUGUUUGACAGGCUUCUUUCCAAAUGAUACCCCCUUCCCUAUAUAGUACACUACUUUCACUAAAUAGGGAAUAGGGUGCCAUUUGGGAUGCACAGACAGUGUUAACAGUUGGUCUUAGUCAGGUAACGCGCACACAUCCCUAUGGAUUACUGGUUGGCUGGGGACAAAUCACUCAUUCAUACACACAGCUCUAUACAACAACAGCUAUGUUUUCCCAGACUUAUAGAAUUACAGUUAGAGGACAUAAUGAACUUUUAAAAAGUCUACAAUAUAUGUCAAAGAUCCAUAGGUGUGGGAGGUAAUCUUUUUCCUUUGGUAAUUUACCCAUUAUGAAAAUGUAUUUGUUCAUGUAUUUAUUGUUAUAUGAAUAUAUAGUUUCUAUACACGUUAUACGUAUUAACACGAGUCCAUACUCUUGUGUCACAUAUUUGGAUGGGACUAGUGGAAGUAUAAUUGGUCAGGUACAGUACCAAUGUUGCUGUUUUCCCUUUCAGUGAUGAGUGACCAAGUUAGUUUGGAAACCAUUUUAUGAGUCAUGGGCCAUUUUGUUUUAAUAUGUGGCUGGUCUACUUCAAAAGGGAGCUGAGGUUUUGGUUGGUUUUAUGUUUUUGUUCAGAAUGUCAACAACCCCUUGCUGAAAUGUCCGCUAUGGCAACCUCUGAUUGCAGUUCCACAACUGUCCUGUAGAUGGUGGCAUUACUCAACUCCUUUUUCACAACUGGCACCUGCUAACUGCAUUUAUACAUUUUCAGCAUCUUACAGUCAAGCAUUCAGACCCCUUGACUUUAUCCACGUCGUUACAUUACAGCCUUAUUCUAAAAUGUAUUAAAUUGAUUUCCCCCCCCAGUCUACACACACUACCCCACCCCAUAAUGACAAAGCAAAAACUGAAAUAACAUUUCCAUAAGUAUUCAGACCCUUUAUUCAUUUUUUAUUUUUGGACCUUUAUUUAACUAGGCAAGUCAAUUAAGAACAAAUUCUUAUUUUCAAUGACGGCCUAGGAACAGUGGGUUAACUGCCUGUUCAGGGGCAGAACAACAGAUUUGUACCUAGUCCAACACUCUAACCACUAGGCUACCCUGCCGCCCAGUACUUUGUUGAAGAACUUUUGGUAGAGAUUUACAGCCUUGAGUCUUGGGUAUGACGCUACAAAUGUAGCACACCUGUAUUUGGGUAGUUUCUCCCAUUCUUCUUUGCAGCUCCUCAAGCGCUGUCAGGUUGGAUGGGGAGCGUAGCUGCACAGCUAUUUUCAGGUAUGUGCAGAGAUGUUCGAUCGGGUUCAAGUCUGGCCUCUGGCCUGGCCACUCAAAGACAUUCAGAGACUUGUCCCGAGGCCACUCCUCCGUUGUCUUGGCUGUGUGCUUAGGGUCCUGUUGGAAAGUGAACCUUCGCCCCAGUUUGAGGUCCUGAGUGCUCUGGAGCAGGUUCAUCAAGGAUCUUUCUGUUCUUUGCUCUGUUAAUCUUUCCCUCGAGCCUGACUAGUCUCCCAGUCCCUGCUGCUGAGAAACAUCCCCACAGCAUGAUGCUGCCACCACCAUGCUUCACCGUAGGGAGGGUGACAGGUUUCUUCCAGAUGUGACGCUUGGCAUUCAGGCCAAAGAGUUCAAUAUUGGUUUCAUCAGACCAGAGAAUCUUGUUUAUCUAGUCCUUGAGGUGCCUUUUGGAAAACUCCAAGCGGGCUGUCAUGUGCCCUUUACUGAGGAGUGGCUUCCGUCUGGCCACUCUACCAUAAAGGCCUGAUUGGUGGAGUGCUGUAGAGAUGGUUGUCCUUCUGGAAGGUUCUCCCAUCUACACAGAGGAACUCGAGAGCUUUGUCAGAGUGACCAUCGGGUUCUUAGUCACCUCCCUGAGCAAGGCACUUCUCCCCGAUUGCUCAGUUUGGCUGGGCGGCCAGCUCUAGGAAGAGACUUGGUGGUUCCAAACUUCUUCCAUUUAAGAAUGAAGGAGGCCACUAUGUUCUUGGGGACAUUCAAUGCUGAACAAAAACAUUUUUUGUACCCUUCCCCAGAUCUGUGCCUUGACACAGUCCUGUCUCGGAGCUCUAUGGACAAUUCCUUUGACCUCAUGUUUUUUUUUUUGGGGGGGGGGGGUGUUCUUUGAAAUGCACUGUCAACUGUGGGACGUUCUAUAGACAGCCUUUCUAAUCAUGUCCAAUCAAUUGAAUUUACCACAGGUGGACUCCAGUCAAGUUGUAGAAACAUGGAUGAUCAAUGGAAACAGGAUGCACCUGAGCUCAAUUUCGGGUCUCAAAGCAAAGGGUCUGAAUAAUUUUAAACCUUUUUUUGCUUUGUCAUUGUGGUAUUGUGUGUAGAUUAUUUUAGAAUAAGGCUGUAACAAAAUGUGGAAAAAGUCAUUUUCAAAUGCACUGUGUGUGCACGAGCUAAUCACUGUUUCCCAACCUUGGUCCUCGAGGAUCCCCAACAGUAGACAGUUUUGUUGUAGCCCUUGACAAAAAACUCAGAGGGCUUAAUGGGAAAGGGGGAUACCUAGUCAGUUGUACAACAAUGCAUUCAACUGAAAUUUGUCUUCCACAUUUAACCCAACCCCUCAGUUGUGGGGGGCUUCCAUAAUUGACAUCCACAUCUUCGGCAUCCGAGGAACAGUGGGUUAACUGCCUUGCUCAGGGGCAGAACGACCAAUUAUUAUUUUUUAGCUUGUGGAUUUGAUCCAGCAACCUUUCAGUUACUCGCCCAACACUAACCACUAGGCUACCUGCCUGACGAUUAGUUGAAUAAGGUGUGCUUGUCCAGGGUUACAAUACUGUUAGGGGUACUAAAGGAUCAGGGUUUGGAAACAGAUGAUCCACUGGCUGUAAUUACAAUUAUACACAUAGGAAAGUCUUAAUUUUAAGCAAAUAUGUUAGACAACAUAUUAGGUUAUUUUUAGAUGGUUAAAAUAUUGUCCUGGGAAAGUACAGUUUGGACCUAAAUGCAGUAUAUAUCGGCUAAUCUGUGAAUUUGAUUUGACACUUAAGGAACACUGAAUGAGUCAUCUGUGCCAUCACAAUCUGUAAUCAUAUCUUCUCACUGCAAAUACUUCAACAAAACUGUAUCGACUCAUCCCAAUUGUAGUUCAUACAGCUAUUCAAAUCCAUGCAAUAAAAUCCACAGUACAAUAA